Messenger RNA from Dipodomys ordii (Ord's kangaroo rat), 1332 nucleotides. RefSeq names its product serine/threonine/tyrosine kinase 1 (gene Styk1). Gene Ontology annotation, biological process: cell surface receptor protein tyrosine kinase signaling pathway; protein phosphorylation; positive regulation of kinase activity. Gene Ontology annotation, cellular component: signaling receptor complex. The annotation marks the transcript as partial. The record is from RefSeq and is a predicted model, not a curated record. NCBI's taxonomy places the organism in Eukaryota, Metazoa, Chordata, Mammalia, Rodentia, Heteromyidae. Gene Ontology annotation, molecular function: transmembrane receptor protein tyrosine kinase activity; ATP binding. The transcript has 8 exons.
AAAGCCAGUGGCGAUGCUGUGUUGGUGUCUGCCGCUCUGUGGAGGGGUCAUGGGGGGCGUCCUGCCGCACCGGCCAGGCCUCUGACCUCCGUCCCCUCCCGCCUCCCACCCGCAGUGGUCCGGGAGGGGCAGUACGAGGUCAUUGUGGUCCCCACACUCCUGGUGGGCCUCUUCCUCCUCCUCCUGGCCGUCAUCCUGUGGCUUUUCAUCCGAGGACAGAGAUUCCAGCGGCAGCACCCCCGACGUGGAGGAGAUGCUCAGGUCACCCCCUCCAGGGGUCUGGAACCAGCAGGGCGGCGAGGAGACGUAUCGGUGGCGCUGGAGGAGAGGACGGUGGACACUUUCCUGGCAGCCGUGGCGCCGUCCCUGGCUGAACUGCAGCUGCCCCGGGCUCAGCUGUCCCAGGCCCUGGAGCAGAUCUCCAGGGGCACCUGGGGCUCCAUCUUUCGAACCCAGAUGAACCCCGGGGAUCCCGCGAAAUCCAAGAGUGUGGUCCUCAAGACAUUAAGAGCAGCAGCAGGGCUGCAAGACGUGCAGGAUUUCAUUGGACAGAUCCGCUUCUAUCAGCACCUGGGGAGACACAAGAACCUGGUGUGGCUGGAGGGGUGCUGUACCGAGUGCCUGCCGCUGUACAUGGUGCUGGAGGAUGUGGCCCCGGGGGACCUGCUCACCCUUCUCUGGACCUGUCGCCGGGAUGUGAUGAGCGUGGACGGGUUCCUGUAUGAUCUCACCGAGAAGCAAAUAUAUCACAUCGGAAAACAGGUCCUUUUGGCUUUGGAAUUCCUCCAGGAGAAACACAUCUUCCACGGUGAUGUGGCGGCCAGAAACGUCCUGAUCCAAAGCGAUCUGACUGCCAAGCUGUGUGGCCUGGGCCUGGCGUACGAAAUCCACACGCGGGGGGCCAUCUCUCCCGCCCGACACGUCCCCUCCAAGUGGCUGGCCCCCGAGCGUCUGCUCCUGAAGCCUGCCGACAUCAGAGGAGACAUCUGGUCCUUUGGGAUUCUGCUCUAUGAGAUGGUGACACUGGGGGCCCCGCCGUACCCGGAAGUCCCUCCCACCAGCAUCCUACAGCAUCUUCAGCGGAGGAGGAUCAUGAAGAAACCCAGCGGCUGCUCCCACACCAUGUACAACAUCAUGAAGCGGUGCUGGCACUGGAGCCCGGAUGGCCGGCCGCUGCCCCGGGAGCUGUGCGUGCAGCUGGAGGCGGCCGCCAGGACGGCCGAUGACCAGUGCAUCCUGCAGGUGCCGGAGCUGGUGGUGCCCGAGCUGUAUGCGGCCGUGGCCGGCGUCUGCCUGGACAGCAUGGCCUACACCUACAGUGUCCUCUGAGCC